CGAGCACUCUGCUCAUACAACGAGGCCUCGCUGAGUCCCUUUCUCUGCAUUAUGUCAUAAAGGAGCCCUGGAAUUCUCUCUGCUGCUGCUGUGUGGAGAAACAAAGAGCGAACUUUGAACUCUACUGGUCAGCUGCCUGGAGAUAAGGAAGGCAGCGGGGAGCGGGUUUAGAGAGGCCGUCACCUGCCACGCGACAAGCAGGACAACACGCUACACGUCAGCUGGAGACGCGGUUCUGUACCACACUGGAGGACCUACAGGAGAACUGGCAGUGUGUCCUCUGAGGUGUGACUGUAACCCCUAUACAGAAUACAUGGUAUACACCACUGGGGAACACAUCGAAGAUCUUGAGAGAAGGGAUGUAAAGAAAAGGAGUCCUAAAGGAGUGAUCAGUGAACGCCAUGCAGCUGAAUUCCCUGGCACAGCCAAACCCUACAGGAACAACCCCACCGUCCCAGAUCUGAGAACAGGAGGGGGACACACACCCCACACGGAGCCUGGAGCCCGUUGCCAUGGCGAUGACGGCCCUUUUCAGGGGCAAGUGGGGUCAAAAGUCACAGGAGCCCCCUGAGAAGCGGCCCACAACACCGGUGUACUCCAAUCACGAGGAGGAUGAGGAGGAUGACAGGGUCAUCACCCCCAUCCGCAGGAACUCCCGCUUCUACCGUUCCAUGAGGAAGAAGAGGCUGGCCUCGUCAGAACAACCUGAACGCCCUGCAGUCUCUCUGAGGCCUGGUCCAGAGCCCAGCCCAGCCAGCAGGUCAAGCAGCAGCUCCCUCAGUGUCCCUGAUCUCCAGAAACCUCCCCUAUCUCCCCGGGCACGACGUACGCCAACAUCUCCAUGUCCACUCCAUUCUGGAACUGCGUUGCCAAGCAACGGGGAGCCCAGGAGCCCACACACACUUUCUAGCGUGGCCUCUUCCCCUCUUUGGACGAGGAGAGGAGGAGGAGGAGGAGGAGGGAGGAAGAGUGCAGAUGCUUCUCCAGCUAGCGGUCAGUGUGGAGGGGGCUCCACUUCCUCCUCCUCCGUUCCUAGCGCUCCGUUGUACCGGGCGCACGGCAUAAACACACACACUGAAGACAUGGAGAGCCUCUCAGAACGCACCGCCGCCGCCUGCUCCGUACGGGAGCCCGGAGGGGACACACAGUCACCGCAACCAGCAGAGGAGGAGGUCGACAUAGAGGGAGUCAAACUCAGGUUGGUGAGCAACGGGGAAAGAAAGGGCUCAACACCAUUGAAAAUAGAAUCCAUCUGCUACAGUCUCAACAUUGUUAAGAAUAUUGCCUUCCUGUACCAGGAGUACCGGGACACAUCCAAGCAGCAGGAGAUCGAGCAGCGACGGCAGCAGGAUGGGUUGACCUCGGGGGUCAGCGCAGGGUUAGGGGUGACGUCCCCACCGGCCCUGCAGCUGCAACUGAGGAACAACUCCUGCUCUCUGAGUCUGUGGCAGAACCUGGAGGUUGUGCAGCAGAGCGGCCUGCUCACCCAGCUACUGCAGAGAGAGGUCAUCAUACAAGAGGCCAUGUUUGAGCUGGUGACCUCAGAGGCAUCCUACUACAAAAGUCUGGAGGUGCUGGAGACCCACUUCCUGAAGAACCCUGUGCUGGUCAAAACACUCAGCCAAUCAGACAUGCACUUCCUGUUCUCCAACAUCAAGGAGGUGAUGAAGGCCAGCGAGAGGUUCCUGAUGGACCUGGAGAACCGCAUCGAACAGUCGCUCCAGAUCUCAGAUGUGUGUGACAUUGUCCACCACCACGCCGUCAAGCACUUCCACGUCUUUAUCACCUAUGUCAUCAACCAGGUGUACCAGGAGAAGAACUACCGACGCAUUCUACAGGGAAACCAGUCGUUCCGCGAGACCAUGGUUCAGCUGGAGAACCAUCCGUGUGUCCGAGGCCUCUCCUUCACCUCUUUCCUCAUCCUCCCCUUCCAGAGGAUCACAAGACUCAAAAUGCUGGUCCAGAACAUUCUGAAGAAGGCGGAGGAGAAUUCCGAGAUGGAGGCCAAUGCUAUCAAGGCUCACCAGCAGCUGGAGCAGAUUGUGAAGGAGUGCAACGAGGGUGUGAGGAAGAUGAGUCGUACAGAGGAACUCAUCAGCAUUGAGAAAACACUGGAGUUCAAGUCUAAGUCGGUGCCGGUGAUCUCCCACUCCCGCUGGCUGCUGAAGAAGGGUGAGGUCCAGCAGAUGGCCGGGCCCAAGAGCACUAGGACCAUGCGGAGCAAGAAGCUCCACCACCCUGUCUACCUGUUCCUCUUCAACAACCUGCUGCUCAUCACCAAGCGCAGCUCCAGUGGUGAGAAGUUCCAGGUGCUGGACUCGUGCACGCGGGCCAUGCUGAGGACUGAGGACCUGGAAGACCAAGGUCAGAUGCUGGCCAACGUGUUCAACCUGAAACUCCUGGAGAACCAGGAGGAGAGGUCUGUCAACUACAUGCUCAAGACCUCCAGCAUGAGUGAUAAGCUGCGCUGGAUCUGUGCUCUCACGCCAAACCGCCGCACGCGAUUCAUGUCCACCAUCGACCAUCUACCAGCCUCUCUCCAGGUCCAGUGUAUUCAGUCGUACUCAUCUCAGGAGCCAGAUGAGCUGUCCAUUGAGAUGGCUGACGUGCUGAACAUCCUGGAGACGACAGACGAUGGCUGGAUGAUGGGUGAGAGGCUCCAUGAUGGAGAGAGUGGCUGGUUCCCCUGUCGGGUGGUAGAGGAGAUCCAGAACCAGGAAGUGCGGGCCCAGAACCUCAGGGAGUGCCAGAGGAUCCACCUGGCCCAGGGAGGGGGCGCUUCCUCAGGGGCCAGACUGGGCUCCCGGGGGGCCAGACGCACCCCCAAAACACCCAAAGUCUCCAACUUCUUCGGUACCUGGACUGACCAGUCAGAGGAGGGGCAGUGAAGCACAUAAUAUUCCACCCUGAAAGUGAUUGGUUGGAACCCCCUGGCAGCAAUCUUUACUGGACCACAUGGCUCAAAUGACAGAGAUCAUGUGAUUUGAGCAUGGGAUUGCAUUGGAGGAAAGUGACAUCAUGCAAUGACAUUAUUUCCUGUUAACUGUUUCCCCUUCUCAGGUGGUUUUGGUGUGCCAGGGUUUAGGGUCCCAGGCUGCAGGGUUUAGGGUUUAGGGUCCCAGGCUCCAGGGUUUAGGGCCCCAGGCACCAGCGUUUAGGGUCCCAGGCUCCCUCGAUGGGUCCUACGAUCAGAGCACUUCUUCCAUAACUCCAACACACUGCAUGUCUUACACUACUUCAAGUGGAAUGAUUCAGCACUAACAGUCUAACUGUAAAACAAGGCUCCAGUAGAAUAGGAGCUAUGCAUGUGAUGGGAGAAGAAACAGUUUAAGGGGAUGGUAGCAUGUGAAUGUAUUGUAACCUUGCCUCAACUGCAUGGGUGUGUUUUUGUUCUUUCAUUUUUUUUAAGCGCUUCUUUGCUAGAGAGUUAAAUCCCCCAGAACAAUGGCUUGACGAUCCACCCUUUUGUAAAGAGCAACUCCUCUAUUGAAACCAUACAAGAAGCAAGUUUUAAAAACAGGCCACCGGCAUUGAAUGGAAAUUAACCGGGAAUGUUUCAUGAUUCUGUACGGUAAAUAGAACAAUCACAUGACAGAGUGCUCAGUAUUGGGCUGGAGGUAAUCGACUGGAGAAGACGAGCACUACAGAAUCACAGGCCUUGCUUACAGAGUGGACAUGUGUUCUGGGGGUCAGUUCCCUCGCCAAUACUGAUAUGCCACUUACACAUGCACGCACACUGACAUACGCACACACACACACAAUCUUGGGGAAAUCCUGCACAACCUGUCCAACACCAAAAACGCUCCACGGACACCUGGUCCUGAAGCAUCUGCACAGAAAGUGCCAGCACACUGACAGCACUGCAAUGGCAUGCGAGUGACAAAAUGUUUGUGUGUAUGAUGAGUAUGUGUACGUGUGUAUAUUGUAAGCCUUGAAUGUUCAGUAUGUAAUGAAAUAAUUACUGAAUAAUUGUGUAAUUUCAUUAUGUAAGAAGUAAUUUAUUGUUAAUAAAAACUAAAUCUGAAAUUCAAAUGGAAA
Molecule: messenger RNA, 4038 nt
Organism: Coregonus clupeaformis (lake whitefish)
Lineage: Eukaryota; Metazoa; Chordata; Actinopteri; Salmoniformes; Salmonidae
Product: ephexin-1
Exons: 16
Coding region: 513-2888 (791 amino acids)
Biological process (GO): activation of GTPase activity
Molecular function (GO): guanyl-nucleotide exchange factor activity; protein binding
Source: RefSeq, a predicted model, not a curated record